Pleurotus ostreatus (oyster mushroom) is the source of this 324-nucleotide messenger RNA. RefSeq lists its product as uncharacterized. The record is from RefSeq and is a predicted model, not a curated record. The coding region runs from base 1 to 324 and encodes 107 amino acids. The transcript has 3 exons. NCBI's taxonomy places the organism in Eukaryota, Fungi, Basidiomycota, Agaricomycetes, Agaricales, Pleurotaceae.
AUGGCAAAUGCACCGAUAUUUCUUCCAACCUCUGGCACUGUGGCGCUUGCGCCGGUACUCAAUCCUCGAGCGGUGUGCUCGGACAAGACUGCUCCGAGAUACCAUUCGUCAGUGAUGUUCGAUGUGAACGGAAACGCUGCAUCGUUGAGAGUUGCUCAAACGGAAGGUCGCCCUCUCUUCAGAAGCGCAGUUGCGUCUGGCCAAGAUCUGGACGCCGCAUGGGUCAACUCGUCCGGUAAAUUUACCGCCAGGACAUUCCAGCCUUCGUCAAGCCGCACCUAUACAUUUCAAACACCAUCGCCCCUUUCACACACGUAUAACUAA